Messenger RNA from Brassica napus (rape), 1827 nucleotides. RefSeq names its product transcription factor MYB12. The coding region runs from base 400 to 1545 and encodes 381 amino acids. Lineage: Eukaryota; Viridiplantae; Streptophyta; Magnoliopsida; Brassicales; Brassicaceae. The record is from RefSeq and is a predicted model, not a curated record. The transcript is spliced from 3 exons.
AGAACCACGAAAAGGAAAAGCGAUGACAAUGAUCUAGGCAGGCACACUAUACAAUUAGCGUCUAAAAGAACCACGACGAGCCUAAACGGACCGAUCACGAGUCUCUCGACGGUGAAUAAGCCACGACUUCAGUCUCCUUCUACGCCAACGUGGCACCUCCUAUACCAUACACGUGUCAUCAUCUCCAUUCCCCUCGAAAGCUCGAGCUCAUUAGUCAUCUUUUUAAUUAAUUGUCGAUCUUUCGCUAUAAAUACCAACUCAGUCACUAUUCCUUCUAUUGUCUGUAACACAGUAACUUAUGGCGUGCAUAGACACACUCUCUCUCCCAUUUGCUUGACUUUUGUGGUCAGUGAGAGAAUCAUAAAUAGUCACACGUAUAUAUAACCACCGCCGGAGAAGAUGGGAAGAGCGCCGUGUUGCGAGAAGGUCGGGAUAAAGAGAGGGCGGUGGACAGCGGAGGAAGACCAGAUUCUCUCCAGCUACAUUCAAUCCAAUGGCGAAGGCUCUUGGAGAUCUCUCCCCAAAAAUGCCGGAUUAAAAAGGUGUGGAAAGAGCUGUAGAUUGAGAUGGGUUAAUUAUCUUAGAUCUGACCUCAGGCGUGGGAACAUAACUCCAGAAGAAGAAGAACUCGUUGUCAAAAUGCAUUCCACUUUGGGAAACAGGUGGUCACUGAUUGCGAGUCAUCUACCCGGGAGAACAGACAACGAAAUAAAAAAUUAUUGGAACUCUCAUCUCAGCCGUAAACUCCACUACAUCAGAAAGUCUCACGACGUCCCCGCCGUAAUCAUGAACGCUCCUCCGACGUCACAACGUCUGCCGGAGAAACGGAGACUAGGGAGAACCAGCAGAUCCGCCAUGAAACCCAAAACUCACAAACCAAAAACUAGAAAAACUAAGAAAACGUCUGCAUCGCCAGAGCUAGACUCCAACGUAGUAGUUAACGCGGUGGUGGGAGAAGAGGCAUUAAUGAUAGAGUUAAGUGGAGCCGAGGCUGACCUAGGACCACGUGAUGACUACUACUAUGGAGCGUGUCACGAAAGAGGAGAUUGUUGCAAUACUAAUAAUAAUAAUAAUAAUAAUCUCAUGAGCAUUAAUGGUGACAAUGGAGUUUUGUCCUUUGAUGAACAUGACAUCAUUGAUCUUUUGUUGGACGAGUCAGAUCCAGGCAACGUGUUUACAUCGAGUGUUGGUGAUGGGGAGUUGAGUCCUUUAGGAGACUCUACGUUAGCCAGAGGGUCAUCAGAGACUUCAAACCUAGGUUACCUCGACUGUCUUCAGCCUUGUCGGUCGGUGGAGUCGUUUCUCAACUACGAGCAUCAAGUUAACGAUGCAUUGACGGAUGAGUUUAUUGAUUGGGAAUGUGUUUGGCAAGAAGGUAAUAAGAGCAAUAAACUUUGCGAUGAGAAAGAGGCUUCUGAUCCAGUAAUGUCGUGGCUUUUGAACGGUGACGAUGAGGCCACGAUCGGGCAAACUAACUGCGAAAAAUUUGGGGAACCGUUGGAUCAUGACGAGGAAAAUGCGUUGGUUGCUUGGCUUCUGUCUUGAAGAUGUUAAUGAUUUGUGUUAAGUUUGUAGUCUUUCGUGCAACUACAGUUUGGAGUCCACUCCAUGUGGUGUCAUCUCAACUUGUGCGCGUAUGCCUUCUGGUAUGCUUAUUGCAAUAAAACGGGUUUUGAAAGAUCAAAAUAACAUAUCAUCGUUUCUAAAGGAAAACCUAUAUAUUUUCCCGUCCGACUUAUUACCAUUUUUUAUGUAAUUUAAUAAAGAGGUACAAGAUGUAUGAGUAGAACCGUUUAAAGUAUAUGAACUAUUAGCAAUUAGGAUGCA